GGUGCUGAACAUGACUCUCGCGAACAUCUGCCCCAUCCGCAAUAUUUGGAAGGGACCUGGGUGUACCUCUUCAAGUAUAUCUACAGAUUCUCAGACAACAACAAAAAGUGCCGAAUCAUCUGGUUGUAUGGCACGGCGGGCGUCGGAAAGUCUGCUGUUGCGUUCACUGUGGCUGAAAGGAUGAGAGGUCUGAAAAUGACAAUGGAGACGAAAAAAGAAAAGCGGUUCGCAGGAACAUUCUUUUUCUCUCGCAAACACACUAAACGCUGCCCUGUUCCCCUUGAAGCCCACCAGACCCCUUGA
This is a messenger RNA of Suillus discolor, 303 nucleotides long. RefSeq lists its product as uncharacterized. Lineage: Eukaryota; Fungi; Basidiomycota; Agaricomycetes; Boletales; Suillaceae. The annotation marks the transcript as partial. The record is from RefSeq and is a predicted model, not a curated record. The transcript has a single exon.